Molecule: messenger RNA, 1263 nt
Organism: Closterium sp. Naga37s-1
Lineage: Eukaryota; Viridiplantae; Streptophyta; Zygnematophyceae; Desmidiales; Closteriaceae
Source: the annotation of a GenBank genome assembly
AUGUGUGAUGCAAGCCGCAUGUGUGAUGCAAGCCGCAUGUGUGAUGCAAGAAGCAUGUGUGAUGCAAGCCGCAUGUGUGAUGCAAGCCGCAUGUGUGAUGCAAGCCGCAUGUGUGAUGCAAGCCGCAUGUGUGAUGCAAGCCGCAUGUGUGAUGCAAGCCGCAUGUGUGAUGCACGCCGCAUGUGUGAUGCAAGCCGCAUGUGUGAUGCAAGCCGCAUGUGUGAUGCACGCUGCAUGUGUGAUGCAAGCCGCAUGUGUGAUGCAAGAAGCAUGUGUGAUGCAAGCCGCAUGUGUGAUGCAAGCCGCAUGUGUGAUGCAAGCCGCAUGUGUGAUGCAAGCCGCAUGUGUGAUGCAAGCCGCAUGUGUGAUGCAAGCCGCAUGUGUGAUGCAAGCCGCAUGUGUGAUGCAAGCCGCAUGUGUGAUGCACGCCGCAUGUGUGAUGCAAGCCGCAUGUGUGAUGCAAGCCGCAUGUGUGAUGCACGCCGCAUGUGUGAUGCAAGCCGCAUGUGUGAUGCAAGAAGCAUGUGUGAUGCAAGCCGCAUGUGUGAUGCAAGCCGCAUGUGUGAUGCAAGCCGCAUGUGUGAUGCAAGCCGCAUGUGUGAUGCAAGCCGCAUGUGUGAUGCAAGCCGCAUGUGUGAUGCACGCCGCAUGUGUGAUGCAAGCCGCAUGUGUGAUGCAAGCCGCAUGUGUGAUGCAAGCCGCAUGUGUGAUGCAAGCCGCAUGUGUGAUGCAAGCCGCAUGUGUGAUGCAAGAAGCAUGUGUGAUGCACGCCGCAUGUGUGAUGCAAGCCGCAUGUGUGAUGCAAGCCGCAUGUGUGAUGCAAGAAACAUGUGUGAUGCAAGCCGCAUGUGUGAUGCAAGCCGCAUGUGUGAUGCAAGCCGCAUGUGUGAUGCAAGCCGCAUGUGUGAUGCAAGCCGCAUGUGUGAUGCAAGCCGCAUGUGUGAUGCAAGCCGCAUGUGUGAUGCAAGCCGCAUGUGUGAUGCACGCCGCAUGUGUGAUGCAAGCCGCAUGUGUGAUGCAAGCCGCAUGUGUGAUGCAAGCCGCAUGUGUGAUGCACGCCGCAUGUGUGAUGCAAGCCGCAUGUGUGAUGCAAGCCGCAUGUGUGAUGCAAGCCGCAUGUGUGAUGCACGCCGCAUGUGUGAUGCAAGCCGCAUGUGUGAUGCAAGCCGCAUGUGUGAUGCACGCCGCAUGUGUGAUGCAAGCCGCAUGUGUGAUGCACGCCACAUGAUCCAAGAAGCUCUGCCGCGCUCCUCCUCCUCGUAG